Pseudozyma hubeiensis SY62 is the source of this 1728-nucleotide messenger RNA. Its product is annotated as glutamyl-tRNA synthetase. The transcript has a single exon. The coding region runs from base 1 to 1728 and encodes 575 amino acids. The record is from RefSeq and is a predicted model, not a curated record. Gene Ontology annotation, molecular function: zinc ion binding; ATP binding; tRNA binding. Gene Ontology annotation, biological process: glutamyl-tRNA aminoacylation. Lineage: Eukaryota; Fungi; Basidiomycota; Ustilaginomycetes; Ustilaginales; Ustilaginaceae.
AUGUCGUUCACCGCACGCUCGUGUCGCCGCUGCGUGCGAGACCUAGCUCCACCAGCCCGUCGACGUCUACACUCCACCACCACCGCAGCCUUCACAUCGACCCCAUCGACCUCAUCCACCACAUCACCACCACGGCUACGCUUCGCACCCUCGCCCACAGGCUACCUCCACCUCGGCGGUCUCCGCACAGCCCUCUUCAACCACCUCUUCGCUCGCUCCCUCGGCGGCAAGUGGAUCCUCCGCAUCGAAGACACCGAUCAAACCCGUCUCGUCCCUGGCUCCGUUGCUGCCCUGCAAGAGACGCUCGCCUGGGCCAACUUGCACUACGACGAAGGUCCCUCCGCCGGCGGGAGCCAUGGCCCGUACAUCCAAAGCGAGCGCUUGGAUCUGUACCGUCACUACGCCGAAAAGCUGAUUUCCGAGGGCAAGGCGUAUCGAGAUUUCCGCGCAGAGGUCGUCGCCUCCACCGACUCAGCCAAUUUCACCAAACAAGUCCCGCUGCGAGACACGUACAUCGCACCGGACGAAUCCGAAGCCAAACACCUCAUCUCGCUCAACAAACCGUACGUAGUCCGUCUCCGCGCUCCAACCACAUCCCUCGAUCACACGGACCUCGUCUACGGCUCCAUCCACUUCCCCUCCGACCCCCUGCGUCACGGAACCGAAGAUCCCAUCCUGCUCAAAUCCAACCUCUGGCCCACCUACCAUCUCGCCUCCGUUGUCGACGAUCAUCUUAUGGGCAUCACCCACGUCCUCAGGGGGGAGGAAUGGUUACCUUCGCUUCCGAAACAUCUCUGGCUCUACCAGGCGUUAGGAUUCCGACCGCCGGAAUUCGCACACCUGCCACUGCUGGUCAAUGCGGACGGAAGCAAGUUGAGCAAGCGAAGUGGCGAUGUCAGGGUGGAGAGCUAUAGGGAUAAGGGGAUCGAGGCGGAAGCGUUGUGCAACUUUGUCGGUCUGAUGGGGUACAACAAUCUGCGGUAUCACGAGGGGAAGAGGAGGGAGGAGGAGGUGGAUGGAGCCGGGCUGGAUGUGUUGACGAUGGGCGAGAUGGUGAAGGGUUUUAGGAUAGAGGAUGUGAAUCGGAGCAGGGCGAGUGUCGAUCUGAGCAAGUUGUACUACUUGAACGCGAGGCAUUUGGGGUUGAAGUUGGGGGAGGCGGAGGGGAGGAAGCAGGUGGUGAGCAGGAUCAGGGGGAGGUUGGAGGAGGCGUUUCCAGAGGCAAAGCAGAGGUUCAAGGAUGAUGCGGAGGUAGCAAAGGUUGUCGAGUUGACGCGUGGAACCUGCGCAACACUGUUCGACGUACCCCAAUCCGCCAUACCGCUCUUCCGACGUCCCAGCUGGACCCCUCACCCUCCACCCGACACCCUCUCCCUGUUCCGCCAUAGCAAACUCAUCCACACCCACUUCACCCGCGCCCUCUCCACCGCCCACCAAGAAUUCUCCGCCCUCCCCCCCUCCAACUGGACGCACGACUCCAUCCACGCCGUCAUCGCCUCCCUCCCCCGCCUGCUCUCCAACGCAUCCAUCCCUCCCAACGACAGCAACGCCCCGAAAACCAAGAUCAAAAAAGCAGCCAUCCUUGCACCGCUACGAUUCGCCAUCAGCGCAUGCGAAAGGGGCGCACCUCUCGCGGACCUGUUUCUGUUCUUGGGUAGGGACGAGUCACUGGAGAGAUUGAGAGCUGCGUUGGACGCUGUCGAGGCUGGAUCGUUGAGUUUAGAUUGA